This is a messenger RNA of Spinacia oleracea (spinach), 820 nucleotides long. Its product is annotated as V-type proton ATPase subunit G 1. The record is from RefSeq and is a predicted model, not a curated record. NCBI's taxonomy places the organism in Eukaryota, Viridiplantae, Streptophyta, Magnoliopsida, Caryophyllales, Amaranthaceae. Gene Ontology annotation, molecular function: proton-transporting ATPase activity, rotational mechanism; ATP hydrolysis activity. The transcript is spliced from 4 exons. Gene Ontology annotation, cellular component: vacuolar proton-transporting V-type ATPase complex; vacuolar proton-transporting V-type ATPase, V1 domain. Gene Ontology annotation, biological process: proton transmembrane transport. The coding region runs from base 246 to 578 and encodes 110 amino acids.
CGUUAAUCAGAAAUUCGUUGGAUUAUUAUUUGUGUGUUUUAUGCGAAUUUUUUUUAGUCUCCCCAGCUGUUUUACAACCGCGUUUCCCUCUCGCUAGAUUUCUCUCUCUUCCUCAUUUUCUCUCUCCGGUUUUGAGGCUUUCCUCUGUCUUUCGAUCGUUGAGUACGGUGACUGAUUAAUCUCUGUCACUUUCUCUCUCUUCAAUCCCCUUCAAAUCUCAGGACGUGUGAGCCUUCACAAUAAGUAUGGAAGCAAACAGAGGCCAAAAUGGUAUUCAACUUUUGUUGGCUGCAGAGCAAGAAGCCCAACACAUUGUUAAUACAGCCAAAAACGCCAAGAUGGCCAGACUAAGACAAGCAAAGGAAGAGGCUGAAAGGGAUAUUGCUGAAUUUCGUGCACAAAUGGAAGCCGAAUACCAGAGAAAACUUGCAGAGAGUAGCGGAGACUCUGGUGCUAAUGUGAAGCGUCUUGAAAAAGAAACUGAUGCUAAAAUCGAACAGCUGAAGGCACAAUCUUCCAGUAUAUCUCCUGAAGUUGUUCAGAUGUUGCUGAAGUUUGUCACAACUGUGAAGAACUGAUAUUUUUUUUAUUUUAAAAAAUUUUAGAUGGGUGUUUAGCGCCUAGCGAAAUUUCUUUCUUUGGUAUCCAUGUUCGGCCCCAAACCGAGACAUUGAGAUGGUUGGUUAUAUUUCUUAUUGAUUGUAUUUGUUAUCCUAGUACUGGUUUGCCCCAUUUCUGUGUAAAAUGGUUGGUCACAUAUUUGUUGAACAAAUGAAUUUUGAUUUUGAAAUAAAUGCCUGGAAUCGGGUUUUAGUUGUAA